This is a messenger RNA of Acaulospora morrowiae, 1707 nucleotides long. Lineage: Eukaryota; Fungi; Glomeromycota; Glomeromycetes; Diversisporales; Acaulosporaceae. The record is from the annotation of a GenBank genome assembly.
AUGAGCGCAAACAAUCCACCAGGUUAUAACCCGUAUAAAGACACUAAUGGUAGAACACUUCGUGAUACUAAUGAUUCAGAGAUGACCCAGUACUCCAGAAGUCUCGGUCUCGGAGAAUCUUACUCGACGGGGGUUCCCGGUUCAUCGGACAAUGUACUAUACCCUGAAGAGGUCGCUCUUCACAGACAGGCCUCAGCGAAAAAACUGACUAGUAAUAAUCCAAUUGCGCGAGGCGACUCCUUAAGGAAACUCGCGAGGGGAGACUCUGUGAAACGGUUGCCACAGUUAGAUAGAUUUGAUCCCGCAAAUGCUUAUAAUUCAAGCGUCACCGUGAAAAAACCAAGUACCAGUUUGGAAAAAUUCCAAUCGUGGAUGAUCAACGAAGGCGCAAGGACAAUAUUUUUUGGAGUCUGGAUAUUCCUUCAUACGUUGGUAUUUUCGAUGGCCUUUCUCAAUUUUAUAUUCAGCGAUAACUGGAAUGGAGCACGAGGAGCCUUUGGCAUAACGUUUGUGCUCGCACGUUCUGCGGCACUUGUGUUGCAUGUCGAUGCGGCUAUGAUUUUAUUCCCGGUGUGCAGGAAUUUGAUUUCGCUUUUACGUGCCACCCCUCUGAACGGUAUAAUCCCAUUUGACGAGAACAUCGAAUUCCAUAAGGCCGUGGGUUGGUCAAUUGUAUUCUUUACGAUUGUACACACAGUGUCACAUUGGAUCAACUUUUGGGAACUUGCCAAAGCAAAAAACGGCGGCAUAAUUCUGUUUCUUAAACUUAAUUUUCUCACCGGUCCAGGAGCUACCGGUUACUUUAUGUUGAUUUUCCUGUUCAUCAUGGUUGUCACUGCCACCGACAAGAGUAGACAACGUCACUUCAAUCGAUUCUGGUACCUUCACCAUCUGUUCAUUUUAUUCUUUGCCGCCUGGUCAUUCCAUGGAGCAUUCUGCAUGAUUCAACCGGACCGACCUCCUUUUUGUGGUGACAUUGCUGUAUUUUGGAAGUAUUGGAUUACCUCGGGCACAAUCUAUGUCGCCGAACGUGUUCUUCGCGAGAUCAGAGGACGUCACAAAACCUACAUUUCAAAAGUCGUGAUGCAUCCUCAAUACGAAGGUAUCGACAUUUCUACCGAUAACCCAGAUCUUCAAAAAAUUUUACCUCGGGUUAUGGUUGACGGUCCAUUCGGUAGUGCUUCGGAAGAUGUCUUUAAAUUUGAGGUUGCGAUAUUGGUGGGUGCGGGUAUCGGUGUCACACCAUUUGCAAGUAUUCUGAAGAGUAUCUGGUAUCGUGUGACCUAUCCAACAAAGUCCACCAAGCUUCGCAAGGCAUACUUUUUCUGGAUCUGCCGUGACUACAGCUCCUUUGAAUGGUUCCAAUCAUUGUUAUUAGCCAUUGAAGAGCGCGAUAUAGAUCAAUUCAUUGAAAUUCACACGUACCUAACUGGUCGCCUACGUCAUUCAGAAGUAAAUAAUAUUUUGGUGAAUGAUGAUGGCAGCUCAAAGGAUACCAUCACACGUCUGAAAGCGCCAACACAUUUCGGUCGUCCAAAUUGGGAUAAGAUCUUUUCAACCAUGAGAGAUCAAUAUCCAGCGACUGAUGUAGGUGUAUUCUUCUGUGGACCAAAGCCUCUAGGUAAUGUCUUACAUGAAAAGUGUAAUUUGUGGAGUCAAGGAUUUAAAGAUGGUACAAGAUUUUUCUACGGAAAAGAAAAUUUUUAA